AUGGACAUGCGCAAACUCACCCACGCCAUGAACUCCGCCCAACGCACCGGCAACUCCUCCGAACCCCUCUCCCUCACCGAGCUCCCCCCCAGCAUCCUAGACGCCCUGGUCCCCGGCUACAGCCUCAUCUCCCGCUACAUCCACGCCUUGACAGGAAUCGACAUCUCCUUCUUCGUCUCCAUCGGCCUCAUCCUCUUCGCCGUGAUCAAAGGCGGACAAUUCCUGUACAGCAGAGGCUCCCGCGCGUUUCGCUACUUGUUCCUGUCCUCGGUGUAUAUCAAACAGCACGAUGAUUUGUUCGAUAUGACGCUUGAUUGGAUGGCGAAGACGCAGAUCUCGACGUCCAAACGCAGGGCGACGGCGAAGACACAGCGGGGGCCCAGGGCGCAGAAUGAGUUUGAGGCGACGGAGGCGAAUGCGCUGAGUGAGGAUGGGUUUUUUGAUUUUCAGAAAUGGUCAGCGAGAGUGCCGCCGCGGUAUGAACCGUAUUAUGGACGGCAUUUUAUGUGGCAUAAUCGAAGAUUGUUCAUUUUCCAUCGCUCGAAGCGGUCGAAGCUGGAUUUGGGCUCGGGGUCGGGGUUGGGGAAGGUGGACGAGGAGGACAUGAUUCAGAUUGAUUGCAUUGGCAGGACGAUCGAGCCGAUCAAGGAGUUGCUGGCGGUGGCGAAGGUGUGGUCGUUGAACCGUCUUAGGGGGACGACUACGAUUCGGCAUCCGCUCCCUAAGGAAAGACAGCGGUUUGGCGGGCUGUGGAGUAAGUUGUCGGUGAGACCGAGCAGGCCGAUGCAGACGGUGAUUCUGGAUCGGGCGCAGAAGGAGAUGAUUGUGACGGAUAUGAACGAUUAUCUGCAUCCGGCGUCUCCGCAGUGGUAUGCGACGAGAGGGUUGCCGUAUCGGAGGGGGUAUCUCUUUCAUGGACCGCCCGGGACGGGAAAGACGUCGUUGUCGUUUGCGUUGGCGGGCAUCUUUGGGUUGGAGAUAUAUGUGAUUGGGUUGCAGGAGCCGAGUUUGACUGAAGGAGAUUUGAUGGCGCUGUUCAACAGCCUUCCGCGGCGCUGCGUGGUACUUCUCGAAGACGUCGACGCAGCAGAGGCAGCAAAAUCACGAAAGCUGGAAGGUCAAGGCGAAGGACCGAAAGGCAAAGGCAAAGGCGGCAAAGGCAACAACAAGAAGAAAGGCGAGAAAGCCAAGCAGAACGGUAAAGCGAACGGCGACGUGAAUGGUGAAGUCAAUGGCGACGUAAAAGAAAACGGCGACGGUGCGAAUAAGAAAGGCGCGAAGGAUGAAGAGUUCACGCUGAAGGAUCUGGCGAAGGAGCUGAAGGCACUGAACAAGCAAAAGCCGAAGGAUGAAGGCAACCAGGCUAGUAACCAAGGCCAAGGCAAUCAAGGCGGUCAGAGUGCGAACCGCUCUUCUGGGUCUGGCAUUUCUUUAUCGGGUUUGCUGAAUGCGAUUGAUGGUGUGGCGAGUCAUGAAGGACGAGUCUUGAUCAUGACAACCAACCAUCCGGAACAGCUUGAUGCUGCGCUGAUAAGACCGGGACGGGUGGAUCGCAAGAUCGAGUUCACGUAUGCGAUGCAGGAGCAGAUUCGCGAGUUGUUUGUGCGGAUGUAUUCGGGUGUUGAUCCUGCGGAGAUUAUGAGGGAGAUUGAUGAGAAGGUCGCAAUGAACGGGACGGCGAACGGGCAUCUGGAUGAGAAGAAGGAGUUGUCGAAUGGGAAUGCUGAGAAGAGCAAGAAAGUUGUUCUCGAGCAGCUGGCAGAGGAGUUCGCCUCGCAUAUCCCAGACGCGACGUACACGCCUGCGGAGAUCCAGAAUCAUCUCAUGCGGUACAAAGACGAGCCGCGCAGGGCUGUCGAGAAAGUCGACGACUGGAUCCAAGAGCAAACGAGCGAGAAAGAGCGCCAACAGCCACAGGCGGCGGGCGACGACGACGACGAUUCCUCAGAAGAAUAG
This is a messenger RNA of Saxophila tyrrhenica, 1956 nucleotides long. RefSeq lists its product as uncharacterized. The transcript has a single exon. Gene Ontology annotation, molecular function: ATP hydrolysis activity; ATP binding. The coding region runs from base 1 to 1956 and encodes 651 amino acids. Gene Ontology annotation, cellular component: mitochondrial inner membrane. Lineage: Eukaryota; Fungi; Ascomycota; Dothideomycetes; Mycosphaerellales; Extremaceae. Gene Ontology annotation, biological process: mitochondrial respiratory chain complex III assembly; protein insertion into mitochondrial inner membrane from matrix. The record is from RefSeq and is a predicted model, not a curated record.